Molecule: messenger RNA, 645 nt
Organism: Solanum lycopersicum (tomato)
Lineage: Eukaryota; Viridiplantae; Streptophyta; Magnoliopsida; Solanales; Solanaceae
Product: 14 kDa proline-rich protein DC2.15-like
Source: RefSeq, a predicted model, not a curated record
UGCACAUCAUCAUCAUAAGAAAUAUAAACUGCUUGAUUAAUAUUCUCUAGAUUUGAAUAUGGCUUCCAAAACAAUUGCAAGUCAGUCUUCAGUACCCCUUUUCCUAUCACUGAAUCUCCUGUUGUUUGCUGUUGUAAGUGGAACCAAUGAUACUGGAAAUUGCGUUGGUUCUCAACAAACAUGCUCAAUAGAUACUUUGAAACUUGGUGUGUGUGCUAAUAUACUUAAUUUGGUGAAUGUAAUAGUCGGGUCUCCACCAACUUUGCCAUGCUGCAGUUUGAUCCAGGGACUGACGGACCUAGAGGCCGCGGUUUGCUUGUGCACAGCCAUAAAAGCAAAUGUGCUGGGAAUUAAUUUGAAUGUACCACUCUCUCUGAGCCUCAUACUAAACACAUGUGGAAAGAAAUAUCCUACUGGCUUCACUUGUUAAACUACGUACCCUCUACUUUGCCUCAUUAAUUUCCAAGGGGUUAAUAAAUAAAUAAAUAAAUGUAUCGUCGUGCUUAUGAAAUUAUUAUGCACGUACAAACCUUUUUAAAAAAAAAUUUAAAUAAGUGAACUUUGCAUAUGCAAGUUCUCAUCUUCCUAUGUUACAUUAAUAACCACUAUCAAAUUAAUAAAUAAAACUACUCUUUAUUACCUCUC